Messenger RNA from Anopheles maculipalpis, 2294 nucleotides. It is a transcript of the gene wdp, whose product is annotated as protein windpipe. The coding region runs from base 1 to 2115 and encodes 704 amino acids. Lineage: Eukaryota; Metazoa; Arthropoda; Insecta; Diptera; Culicidae. The transcript has a single exon. The record is from RefSeq and is a predicted model, not a curated record. Gene Ontology annotation, cellular component: extracellular matrix.
AUGAUGGCCAUAAGCUGUCCGAAAGCGUUGGUGCUAUUGGCAACCCUGCUAGCUGCGGUUUGUUUGGACCCGAGCGUAGCGGAAACGACAGCAACGAAAUGUCCGCAGGAGUGCAGAUGUGAAACAAACUCGACCAUACGAUGUACGAGUGUGGCUGGUUUGAGGAACCUUGACAAAACGCAACCCAUUGUUCGGCUGGAUCUGUCCGGCUUGGAGCUAACGAAGGUUCCGGGAGUGUUGGAAAAUGUGCGAAACAUCACCGAGCUGGAUCUAUCGAGGAACAGGCUGGCGGAAGUGAACCAUUUGGGCAAGCGCAUCCGUAAGCUCGAUCUCAGCCACAAUCGUAUCACGUCGGCAAAGUUGGCCCGCAUACCACCGUUUGUGGAGUCGCUUAACCUAACGUACAACGAUCUUACCUACCUGCCAGUGCAUCUGAUGAAGCUGAAGCGGUUACGGUCGAUUGAGUUGGCGAACAAUCCAAUCAACUGUACCUGCGAGACGCUGCAUGUCCGAAAUUGGUUAACUUCGCGGCACGUGUGGUCGGACGAGCACGUCAAGUGUAUGGCACCGGCAGAGUUUAAGGGUCAGCCAUGGUUGCAGGUCCGUCAGCUGGAUGUGUGCAAUCCGUCGGUAGCGGAGGAACGCAAAGAAGGCUACCGGUGGGAUGAUUACGAGGACGAUAACGAACUGAUGCUGGGUGAUGCUGCUCACCAGGAAGCGAAAGAAGAGGACGAGGAUGACUUUAAGCGCGAGUACUUCCCGGUGGGUGAGAAAGUGAAGCGUAACGAGCCACCGAUUGUUGUGAACGAGGACGAGGAAGCUUCUGGCGAUGGACCCGCCAUUGGAGCGGACUCUUCGAUCGGCGAGGACGAGCGAAGGAAAGUGUUCGAUGGUGCAGCUGAUGAAGGUAGCGGAGAGACGGAUGUUAGUGCACGUGUAAUCGCUGAUGUGGUAGAUGAUGGUGAGGUGGAGGAAGACCAAACGGAUGAUGGUAGCGGUAGUGGUGGUGGUUUAUUAUUGAUGAAUAUCGGAUCGCUCGAUCUUGAUCCAGUGAGUAGCACGACCGUCUCAACGAUCGAGCCCGAUCACAGCGUUGAGGAGGAACCGGAGGAAACUCCGAUGGAGUUCCCCAGCCUUCACGAGGAUCUCGGUAUCUUCCGUGAUGAGGACGACGAGCAAACAUCACAUGGAACCGUGCCCGAUGAGACUACGUCGGAAGCAACGAAUGCUCGGGUGAUUGGAGCAGCGGGUGUACUGAAGACCGCAAGUGAAACGGGUAGCAGUGGUGGAUCUUCGGAAACUCCUUUGGUGGAGAACGAAGGAGCUGUUGCAACACAGCCCGAGGAAGACAACCAGAAAACGUACUUACUGCUUGCCAUUCUGGGCAUUAUUUUAGUGUCGUUGAUCAUUAUGGUUGUGUGCAAGCGGAAACCAGAUUCGCGCAACCGUCGUGGCAAGUACGAUGUCGAGACGGCCAACGGUCCAGGGCGCGAGAUGAAGGAGAUGAACAAAAAUCUGCUGGAGAAGGGACCGGGCGACCGGAAUGGACAUGGCGCAGGUAGCCCAGGAACUGCCGAACAAACACCACUCAUGUCACCGGACAAAACAGACUACGAGCGGGUUUUUGGAGAUCCUCAGAAAACCGCAUUCAGUCCAGUGAAACCGGUGCGGACGUCACUCGAGAAGCCGAUGGAAUCGUUCAAACCGAUUGCGGCCGAACGGCGAACAAAUGACCCGGUACAGGCUGCACCAGCUGCGGACAACAACAACACGACGGGUCUACCGAAUGGCAAUGGUGCGUUACACAACGGCGAUGCAUCACCGGCCGGUGUCCACAAGCCCCCCAACCACGUGCCAUCAUCGAACGGGGACGUCACCGACCCGGACGGUCAUCUAGCGGUGCCGAUGGAGUCGCCGCGUUCGAAACGCUACAGCCCAAUUUACGUGCCUACCUCGCCCAAGUCGGAUCGUUACAGUCCGGUGUACUCGCCCGAAACGGGCCGCGUGAAAAUAAAGCUUACCGAGACGCCCAAGCCGAAAACGCCCAUCCUGGUGACGAGGAGUCGUUCGCGGGCGGGCGAUAUCAUUACCACGAUGGAUGACCAAAAGUUCUAGGGAACGGUUGCGCAGCGGUGGUGGCUCGGGCAGAGAAGCAGUAACAGGCCGCGGCCGUACAAACCACCGCGUGAUAUAUGUGCCGUAGCUCGUGACCAUGUGUGACGUUCGGUUUCGGAUAUCGUGUUAUCGGGGUGUGUUUCGAUGAAAAUCGCUGCUAAUCUACUAAUCCUUGCCUC